Molecule: messenger RNA, 2859 nt
Organism: Neocloeon triangulifer
Lineage: Eukaryota; Metazoa; Arthropoda; Insecta; Ephemeroptera; Baetidae
Exons: 10
Coding region: 883-2460 (525 amino acids)
Source: RefSeq, a predicted model, not a curated record
AAGAAAAUGCAAAAGAUUUACAUAAUUGAAUGAAAAUCAUGUUUACCAAUGAUUACCAACUUAUAACUCUCAUUAAGUUUCUCAUCAAAAAAAGUUUACACUUCACAACCACAAAAUAAAUUAUAUCAUACAUACUUAUUCUUUGCCAUCUGCAGACCCAACUGUCCUCGUUGCUCAUUGCAGCGAUCAUACUAUGGAAAGACAAAAAUUAUAAAAAUAUAUUGACAACUUAAGUACGUAAACAAAUUCGUACCCAUCAAAGUUGGUGCUUGUGCAGUCGUAGACUGUGUCCCUGUUUCCUUUCAUGUGGAGAAAAUCAUCGCAAUUAUCGCAACCAUCCUUUUCAAACUGGUCAGCGGACUGGAAUUACAGAGACAAUUUUAAGUUUGGGAAAAAUAACAUAUUAUUCAGCCCGAAAUUAUAAAAAAAUUAAAGAUGCCGUACUUUGAUCAAUGAACACGCCAUGCACGCUCGCAGUUGUUUUAGAUUCGCAGGAAUGGUUCUGAGAAUUUCCUGCUUUUCCUCCUUAUCUUCCUGCAUGAUUCCAGUCGUAGAGGCGGUGAAAAAAUGUCAGUCAACGUAUGCAAUUAGCGACAAACUGCAACUUUCAAUAAGUAACACGACUGCCUGCAAAAAUUGCUGCAAAAUUAUGGCAGCCUCAACACCAAGGAUCUUGACACAGACACUAGACAGAUAAACAAAACACGAUGGCGCUGUGAUUGGCUGUGAUCGAGCAGCAGCACAGCGUUGCGGCCCCAGCGAGAACUAGUGACAAUUGUCAAUUGGUGCGGCGGUGGAAAAAGCGCCAACACAAAAUUCUCGACGCCUCGGUGAUUUUUAUUCAAAAACUUUCAUCAUCAUUUGCUGAGCACGUUGAUCACAAUGACUAGUUCCAAUAUUUACUCUCCCGUGAUUCGUCCAGUUCGCAGGAAACUCGAAUAUCCACCAAUUCAGCUUUCUCAGGCAUCUGUCUGGCCUUCACAAGAAAAUGAACCUCAAACGCGGACUAAUGACUCCCAGGAAACGUUUUUUUCGCAAGCUGAAGACUGCUUCAAUGCCCCAAUCAACCUUGGCACACAGACUGCACAGACACAAGGGGACAAUCCAUUGGCGCACAAAUCGCAGGACGGAAGCUUGAGCUGGCCACUGAGCCCAAGUCAAGAAGAAAAUACGACUCAAAAUAACCCACCAACGGAAGAAUUCUUCUCGCAGCCCAAAAAACCUUUGCCACACAAGAAAAGUGGUACCAACCUAUUGAUGAAGACUAUGAAGAGACUGCAACCACAAAUAAGAAGUUUUGAUCAAUCAGCAAAUUGCUCAUCUCAAAUAGUCGACCGCAACAUUCAUGAUGCUGAAAUUUCCUGGAAACCAAGUAUUCACCAAAAUAUUCUUGAAUUGGAGAAGAAAGUAUUUGAAAUUGAAAGUCAGGUUUUGGCAAAAGGAAAUAGCGCUGAGUUGAGUUUGAAAGAAGUUAUUGAUGCCGAAGCAGCUCUAUCGCAGAUUGAAAUAAAGCAAGGAUCCCUUGAAACUUCUGCCAGUAGGUCAGAGAGAAAGCGACUGAACAACAUUUCCAGUCAGUGCCAAGAACUGAAGGUGCACCUUACGAACAUUAAUUUAAAAAUCAGCAAUUCGCAGAAUAGUCAACAGCCACUUGCUCCCACUGAAAAAACUCCGAAUCAUGGACAAAUUUCACAGGAUGCUGAAAACUACCUCCCUUCACUGAAAGAGCUAUUGGACGUAAAUCUGCUACAAGCCAAAAACUUGAAUUUAGAAUUGCGUGUUCCGGAUGCUCCAAGAGUCGUUGGGACUCUAAAGAAAGAUGGAACCAUCCUUGGAACCGAUUCAAAGAUUCACCUGAGUGUUCAAGACUGGUGCAAAGAGUACUUCAAAGGACAAGUGCUGAGUAGGCUGAAGGCUUACUCAUUGAUAUUCUCCACCCAUCGUGGCAAAAAGAUUUCCCUGGUAACCUUGAGCACCAAAUACCAGCCAAAGCAAAAUACUGGCCGUGAACAUGCAGAGGUUAUUGUGGCCCCCAAGAAACAGAAAAAACGAGUACCCUUGAGACGAGUGCAGACAUGUCAAAGGAUCAAAGAAUCGCAAACUCAGAACAGGACAAAUGGAAAAGGCACUCAAAAUACCGAACUUUCAAGUCUAUCUCUUAUAAAUGAUUCAUACGACUUUGGCAAUCAAAAUGAUCUACAAAGCUUAGAAUUGAAUCCAAUCCAAAUUGGGCAGGCAAAUGAGCAGCCAUGUAGCAUUUCUCAAAUAACAAAUAAUUUAACUCAAAAUCCAAUAUAUGAAGAGAUGGAAGUUGACGACGUAAGACCGAUUUCCUUAGAGGAAACUCCCCCAGAAUUGACAGGAUGGGAGAAGAUUGAAUGGAAACAAGAACAAAUUCUGAAAUUGUGGCAUUCUGAGUUAGACAAAAUGGAGCACAAGUGUUGUGACGCCAAUUGUUGAUUCAAGUAUAUAUAGUGGAGAAUCUGGAGUUCAGAGAAACUGUUCAGUUUAGUUUUUGGGCAGGUAGCCUUCAUUUAAUUUGAUCGUACUUUCUCAAAGUGGUUCGUCAACCCACCAUAGCAUUGUUCUUGCUCAAAAGUCACUGUUUGCAUAAUUGUAUUAUUACGAUUAUUAUUUUACUUUAUGCUCUGUUGCAUCCAAAUAUACAGUACAAGAAAAUAGCUCUUCGUACAUACUCAUUUUGAGAACUCCGUGACCCAAGUUUAAAGUAAUUACAUAGAAUUCAAUACAAAAUAAUCAGUACCAGACAAUUAACAUCCACAAAACCUUUUAAUAUUACAUGUCAUGUACUCAUGAUAUUGUGCAGGUUAGCAAGUUCGCACUGAAGGUGUUUAAUAA